GGAAUAUGGGAAUAGGCCUAGACCCGGACCAACACUUUUCGGAUCCCCAAAGGAGGCCUCGUUUUCGUGCCUUGCUUCCAAUGUCUUGCUUGGUUUUGUUGUAAGGAAGAAACCUUCAUUCACCCUUGUUCAGUGUUGUUCACGUUUGAGUUUGACCCAUCCCACUCUUCUUCUUCUUCUUCUUCUUGUGCAUGGCGACGGAAGCAAAUGAGAGCACAGGAACGAACACCCUUGUGGUGAGAAACCCAUGCUUUGGCCUCCCAACUGGGUGCCCUCAAUGCUUAUCUGCUUACAUCUAUCUCAAGCUCUCUCAUCUUCCCUUCAACUUGGACUACCACCUUAACUACCCUGAUUCUGAUCAAAUUCCAUACUUUGAGACUGGUGACUGUGUGGCAUACAAUGAUGAGAAAGAUGGGAUCAUUGAGUGCUUGAAAAGGGAUGUGGGUGAUUUAGAUGGCGGGGUUUCUUCACUGCCUGAUUGGAUACCAACCAAAGUGAUACUCACCACUUGGCUUGCUGAUGCACUUGAGUAUGAACUGUGGGUGGGAUGUGAUGCUUCUUCUGCUUACAGUAUCUAUUACUCUGAUCUUCCAUGUCCUAUAGGAAAAGUCCUAUUUUGGAAGAAAACUCACUGGGUAAAGCAGAAACAUGGAUUAAAUAAAGACAAUGCUCAAGCAAAGGAAGAAGAGAUUUAUGGGAGAGCUAAGUCUGCAUACAAUGCUCUGUCAACUUGGUUAGGGGAACAAAGCUACUUAUUUGAGAACAGGCCAUCAAGCUUGGAUGCUAUUUUUCUUGCACAUGCAUUAGUCGUUCUUCAAGCUUUACCUGAAUCAUCAACGUUGCGGAUGAAUUUUUUGGAACAUGCCAAUUUAGUGAGAUAUGUUCAACAAUGUAAGACAGAACUUAUAGAAGCUGGUACUUCUUCCAGUGAUCCAUAUUUUCAUGCAGACCCAUCAUCAUCAGCUUCUAGAGGUCGCUCAAAUUCAAGUUCAAAGUCUAAGAGCAGACCCAAAAGAAAGCAGCAAACAAAGGAAGAGAAAACCUUCAGAAGAAGGGCCAAAUAUUUUGUGGUAGCACAGCUGGUUGCUGUUGUUCUUUUCCUCAGUAUCAUGCCUGCAUAUGGUGAUAAUGCUGACAUGGAGUUGGACGAUGACUAUGCAGGCUAUGGUUAUGAUGAAUGAAAUUUUCAUCCAUUUGUUUAUCUCCCACUCAAUGUCAAAGCCUUGUGUUACUGCAUGUUUAAGAUGUGCCCCUUUUUUUUUGUGUAUGAUGCAAAGUUACAAGUACAUAAAAAUAAAAUUAACAUUCACAUCAAAAUUUACUAUUUGGAGCAUCCAUUUUU
Messenger RNA from Abrus precatorius (Indian licorice), 1342 nucleotides. Its product is annotated as mitochondrial outer membrane import complex protein METAXIN-like. The transcript has 6 exons. The coding region runs from base 192 to 1181 and encodes 329 amino acids. Lineage: Eukaryota; Viridiplantae; Streptophyta; Magnoliopsida; Fabales; Fabaceae. The record is from RefSeq and is a predicted model, not a curated record.